Molecule: messenger RNA, 2134 nt
Organism: Daphnia pulicaria
Lineage: Eukaryota; Metazoa; Arthropoda; Branchiopoda; Diplostraca; Daphniidae
Product: WD repeat-containing protein 3-like
Exons: 3
Coding region: 525-2075 (516 amino acids)
Biological process (GO): maturation of SSU-rRNA
Cellular component (GO): Pwp2p-containing subcomplex of 90S preribosome; small-subunit processome
Molecular function (GO): snoRNA binding; protein binding
Source: RefSeq, a predicted model, not a curated record
UUGAAAAUUCCCGCCGAUCGGAGAGCAAUCUCCUCCAGUCGUCCGAGCCAACUUCGCCGGCCAGGCGUCUGUCGACAUCAGAAUCGUCGUCUUCGUUGAAAUCCGGUCACGAGGGCAAACCUGACGAAGAAGAAAUUCAAAAAAUAUUCAGCAAACGCCAACGGAAAUUCAAAAAGCAAAAUCCCGAAUCGACGGAAGAAUUGACUGUUGCCCUGCAAGAUGAGGUGCUGCGAAUCAAAUCCGUCCAGGCUUCCGGCAAAGUCAAAGCUAUCGACGUCCACGUUUCUAACAAAGGAGAGCUCAGGUUGUUGGCAUUGUUACGCGGCAAUUCGUUCGAGAUCCACGUUGUGGAUACCAAAGUCUCCAACAAAAAUGACGCAACUAAAGUCGGGGCUCUGUCCAUCCCCGGACAUCGCACAGAUGUACGAGCCCUUUGUUUCAGCUCGGACAAGAUUGCAUUGGCAUCAGCCAGUGGCGAGUCAUUGAAAAUCUGGAACCGAGGCUCCCAGAAUUGUAUCCGAACAAUGGCGUGUGAUUACGCCCUGUCGAUUCUCUUCGCCACUGGCGACCGCAACGUGAUCGUCGCCACGAAGACGGGCAAGCUUCAAAUCUUCGACAUUGCAGCCGGACGACUGCUGGAAGAAAUUCGAGCUCACGAGGGCGAAGCCUGGACUGUGGCCAUGAGCCCAGAUCUUCGAGGAAUAGCCAGUGGAGGCGCCGACAAGAGCGUGAAAUUUUGGCAAUUUGAAUUGGUGGUGGACAAGGCAGUGGAGGAAGAAGAUGAGGACGGUCAGAUGAGAGGACACGGCGGUAAAAGAAUGAGUCUGACCCACACGAAGACGUUACAGUUGGAAGAAGAUGUCCUUUGCGUUCGAUUUAGCCCCGACCAACGUCUCAUUGCGGUUUCUCUGCUCGAUUCGACCGUGAAAAUUUUCUUUGCCGACACGCUCAAAUUCUUUUUGUCACUCUACGGUCACAAGUUCCCCGUUCUCUGUAUGGAUAUUUCUUACGAUUCCACUACCAUCAUCACCGGUGGUGCCGACCGCAACAUCAAAAUUUGGGGGUUGGACUUUGGCGAUUGUCAUCGGUCCAUUUUCGCUCACGAGGACAGCAUCCUGGGACUGCAGUUCGUCUCCAAGACGCAUCUCUUUUUCUCCUGCGGCAAGGACGGCAAGCUGAAGCAGUGGGACGCGGACAAUUUCGAGAACAUCACCACCUUAUCGGGUCAUCACGGACAAGUGUGGACGCUGGCCGUUAGUGAGGAUGGCAAGUACGUCAGCACGGCUGGACACGAUCGCUCUAUUCGUUUAUGGGAGCGCACCCAGGAACCGCUGGUGCUCGAGGAUGAACGCGAGACUCAGCGUGAAGCUGAAGCCGACCAGGCAUUGGCUCUUGGCGAGGAUCGGGUGAUGCCCGGCAUCAAGGCGGGCGAGGAAGCCUCCCUGCCCGGCCGCAAAACGGUGGAAACUGAACGGGCAGCCGAGAGGAUCAUGGAAGCUGUCGAAGUUCACAAGGAAGUCUCGCAGCAGUUGGCCGAGUACCGUGAAAAAAUCGAUCUUCAUCAGCAAUCCGGCCGGAAUGCCAGUGAAGCUCCCGCCGCUCCUCAACUCCAUCCGCUGAUGGUGGCGUACGACACGACCGAUCCCGACAGGUAUUUGUUGAAGGUGUUGCGCCAGGUGAAAUCCAGCGAAGUGGAGGAAGCCCUUCUGGUGCUGCCCUUCCAUUACGUCGGCAGCCUGUUGUCCCUGCUGGAUCAGUUGCUAGAAAAAGGCUGGGAAACGGAAUUGGUGAUGAGGAUCCUGCUCUUCCUCGUUCGUCUCCACCACGGCCCCCUGUCCAACACUCCUUCCCUGCUGCCGAUCCUGAACCGACUGCAAGGAGUGGCCCGAAAACGCGUGGAUCAAGUCCGCGAUCGCAUCGGUUUCAACUUGGCUGGACUUCAGUACCUGCACCGAGAACUGGAAGAACGCGAGGCCGUACAGUUAUUCGCCGACGCUUCCGACCGUGUCAAGCAGAAACGCAAGCAACGCCGCAACAAAGACAAAGCCAAACAAAGGGCCAUUCUGACACUGUAAAAUUAUGGAAAAGAAAUAAUGACAGAAAAAAAGAGAAAAUUUCAAUAAAAAAAAGUUAA